CAAGGUUUUCUGCUUCAUCCAUCUGAGUGUUCAAGAGUUUCUGGCUGCUCUUCAUGUCCAUCUGACCUCCGUCAACUCUGGAGUCAAUCUGCUGGAAGAACAAGUAAUUACAUCCCAGAUGUCUGAAAGAAGAGAAGAAUCUGCAGGGAGACGCUUCUACCAGAGUGCUGUGGACAAGGCCUUGCAGAGUCCAAAUGGACACCUGGACUUGUUCCUCCGCUUCCUCUUGGGUCUUUCACUGCAGACCAAUCAGACUCUCCUACGAGGCCUUCUGACAGAGACACGAAGUAACAAACAGGAAACAGUUCAGUACAUCAAGAAGAAGCUCAGUGAGAAUCUGUCUGCCGAGAAAAGCAUCAAUCUGUUCCACUGUUUGAAUGAACUGAGUGAUCAUUCUCUAGUGGAGGAGAUCCAACAGUCGCUGAGAUCAGGAAGACUUUCCCGAGAUAAACUUUCUCCUGCUCAGUGGUCAGCUCUGGUCUUCAUCUUACUGUCAUCAGAAAAAGAUCUGGAUGUGUUUGACCUGAAGAAAUACUCUGCUUCAGAUGAGGCUCUUCUGAGGCUGCUGCCAGUGGUCAAAGUCUCCAACAAAGCUCUACUGUCUGGCUGUAACCUCACAAAGAGAAGCUGUGGAGCUCUGUGCUCAGUUCCCAGCUCCCUGUCUUCUAGUUUGGGAGAACUAGACCUGAGUAACAAUGACCUGGAGGACUCAGGAGUAACGCUUCUAUCUGCUGGAUUGAAGAGUCCAAGCUGUUCACUGAAAACUCUCAGUCUGUCAGGCUGUCUGAUCACAAAGGAAGGCUGUACUUCUCUGGCUUCAGCUCUGAGCUCCAACCCCUCCCAUCUGAGAGAGCUGGACCUGAGCUACAAUCAUCCGGGAGACUCAGUAGUGGAGCUCCUCUCAUCUCAACUGAAGGAUCCAAAUUGCAGACUGGACACUCUCAGGGUGGAGCCUGCUGGAGUCCAAUGGUUGACACCAGGUCUGAGGAAGUAUUCCUGUCAACCCACAAUUGACACAAACACAGUACACAAAUACUUCAAACUGUCUGACAACAACAGGAAGGUGACACAUGUGCAUGAGGUUCAGUCGUAUCCUGAUCAUGAAGACAGAUUUGAUGUUCCUCAGCUGCUGUGUAGAGAUGGUCUGACUGAUCGCGGUUACUGGGAGGUCGAGUGGAAAGGAGAGGUUUGGAUAACAGUGAGUUACAGAAGAAUAAGAAGGAAAGGAGGUGGUAAUGACUGUUGUUUUGGAGAGAAUGAUCAUUCCUGGAGGUUGUACUGCACUAAUGAUGGUCCUAUUUAUGUUUGUCACGAUACCAAAUUCGUAUCCACCACCACCUCCUCCUCUGUCUCUAACAGAGUAGCAGUGUAUGUGGACUGUCCUGCUGGCACUCUGUCCUUCUACAGAGUCUCCUCUGACACUCUGAUCCAUCUCCACACCUUCAACACCACAUUCACUGAACCUCUUUAUCCUGGAUUAAAAGUCUUUAUGGGUGCUUCAGUGAGUCUGUGCUGAGUUGAGUGUAAAGAGUGUCCUCCUGUUAGAGAAACACUGACUGUUGAACAGAUAGUUCAGUCUGUACAUGUCUGUCUCUUUCACUCAGAAACACCUUUUCAGAUUCAUGGAUUCAGUUGAUGU
Oreochromis niloticus (Nile tilapia) is the source of this 1639-nucleotide messenger RNA. RefSeq names its product NACHT, LRR and PYD domains-containing protein 1-like. Gene Ontology annotation, molecular function: protein binding. Lineage: Eukaryota; Metazoa; Chordata; Actinopteri; Cichliformes; Cichlidae. The coding region runs from base 119 to 1516 and encodes 465 amino acids. The transcript has 5 exons. The record is from RefSeq and is a predicted model, not a curated record.